Cuscuta epithymum is the source of this 1572-nucleotide messenger RNA. The record is from the annotation of a GenBank genome assembly. Lineage: Eukaryota; Viridiplantae; Streptophyta; Magnoliopsida; Solanales; Convolvulaceae.
CGGAGUAAGAACAUUAUUGGGGUAGCUAGUCCUUGUUCUGAUGUUGAAACCUCUCUCAGUCUCUCCGUGCUGUGUUCUUUUCAUUUGGUGACUGUUGGAAUAGUUAAUCUACGGUACCACUACUGCAUUGUUUGAAACGAGGGGUCAGGGGUGAAAGUCACAAGUCAAGGAAAGCUUUUUAGCCUCCUCCAUGAACCACAACACUUGAAUUGACUGCUUUUUCUCUCAAGAACAAGACCCCCACCCCCACCCCGUCCUCCCUGUUCUGCUUCUUCUUCUUGAAGAUGCCAAGACCCGGCCCGAGACCCUAUGAGUGUGUGAGAAGAGCUUGGCACAGUGAUAGGCACAACCCCAUGAGAGGCUCUCUAAUCCAAGAAAUUUUCAGGAUUGCCAAUGAGAGUCAUCGCCCUGAAACCAAGAAGAACAAGGAGUGGCAAGAGAAGCUCCCUAUUGUUGUCUUGAAAGCUGAGGAGAUUAUGUACUUCAAAGCCAAUUCUGAGGCUGAGUAUGUAGAUCUCAAAACUCUUUGGGAGCGUGUUAAUGAUGCCAUUGACACUAUAAUAAGAAGAGAUGAGAGCACUGAGACUGGGGAGCUUUUACAGCCUUGUAUUGAAGCUGCUUUGCAUUUGGGCUGCAAACCAAGAAGAGCAACAAGGAGCCAACGAAACAAUUCGGGCAUGUGUUACCUCAGUUCUCGGGACUCGGAUGCUCCCUCCAGUUCUCCAAUUACCUUACGUGACCAAAUUCAUGGAAACUCCAAUCCAUGUCGUCCAUUUGUGCCCCCAAACUUUAGUUUUAUCUCCCCAAACACUUCAUCUUUCCAUGCCUUUGAAACUGACAGUAGCAUGAGAUUUCCUUUCUUACCUGAAAAUUAUGUUAACCGAAGAUUGCCAUCAUCCCCAGAUUCCCAUUCUGUUUAUCCCUUGUAUUUCGGCUCUGAGUUUCAAUCCAAUUGCCCCAAAUAUGAUAGAGAAUGCGUUUGGAAUAACAUUUCCGCGCAGAACAUGGAUGCUUGUAACUCUCCAAGUAAUAAUAAUUCCAUUGCAUGUUGUUCAAAUGUUCCCUUCAACCAACCUGGACCUGAAUGUGACUUAUCCUUGCGGUUAGGCCCUGCGGCCCCACCUCCACGUUCGGAUCGUCUGGCAAGCUCUCAAUCUCGAGAUAAAGGUGUAGAAGAGGUUUUGAAAUGGCAGAAGGUUGGAAUUAGCCAUUUAUAUGAGGAGAGACCAUUUUAUCCCCCCAUGAACCUACAACUUAACUCCUUUGUUGGGAAUAUGAGUAAUGCAGGGCCUUAAGUUUACUUCUUAGCCUUUCAGGCUUUGUGGCCUUGUCAUUUUGGUUUUUACUUAAUGAGUUGUAACCUUACAUGUUGCAAAGCAAGAAUUGAAUGUGUAUAUAUAUGGGAUGAAUUAUGAUCUCAUUAAUCUAUGAAGUUUAGGUUUUGUUGAUGAUGCUGGUUUUUACUUUAAACGUGUACUUCCCCUCCUGAAAAUAUUGUUUAACCAAUGUGUUGUGUCCAUUUUCAGUUUUGUAAAGCUACAAUGAUCAAAAGUUACAAAAUCAUACCUAGUA